AUGAUGAUCAACCCCAAAACCGCCUUCAUGGUUCCCUACCGGAUUUCAAAACCUUAUUCUCUCCGCUCCUUUCUUCUCAUCUGCCUUAUCGUAGGGAUAUUCCUUCACAUUCGCUCAUAUCUUUUCCAAGUUCUCUCGUCGGAGGCAGCAUACAUCUCAAAUACUGUCAAGGCAUCUCACCCAAUUGAAAAACUCAUCUUACAAAACUAUCGCAAACACCAGAAUUUCCUGAAUCGCCAGUCGAAAACACCCGAAGAGGCGAUCAAAGCUUACAAGAAACGAUAUCAACGCGACCCGCCAUCUGGAUUUUCGAAAUGGGUUCGUUACGCUUUGGCGCACAAUUCUACCGUUAUCGAUGACUACGACAUGAUUGAAGAACGGAUUGCUCCGUUCCGUUCAAUUUCUUCGUUCGAUCUUACUCGUCGGAUGAAAGCUUGGCAGGAAAGUGCCGAUGCAUUCGAAACCGUGAAGAUCCGUGAUGGAAAAUUUGUGGAUUGUGGGGAACAAUACAAAAAUAGCGUUGAAGAUAUCGUCGACCAACUUCCUGAUAUGGAUAUUCUUCUAAACUGGCUGGACGAACCACGAAUUGUCGGGUACGAUCACCUUCGCGAUAGCAAUAAAGUUACAAUGGAAGACUAUGCAUCGAAAGAUGCUUGGGAGAUACUUUCCGGAAAGUGUCACUUUUCUUCUCAAAAGAAGGCGAAGAGGGAUACAACUACAAAAGUUAAAUAUGUCGAAGACCCUAAGGAGGCAUUAGAUAUCUGUACACAUCCGGAAGCAUGGAAUCAGCACGGCUUCUUCAACUCUCCAUCAAACUUUAGAGCGACGAGGAAUGUUAUCCCAUUUUUCAGCACAACUAGUAUGAGCACCAUGGCCGAUUUGCUAACGCCCGGCCUCGACUACGUGGACUGGCAUUACAUCGGUGACACUAAAACCGUCGAUAGCACAAACUAUACCGCCAAGAAGUCGCAAAUGUACUGGAAGGGCUGGUCGACCGGGUCGUGGUUCAAAGAAACAUCAUGGAAAAGGAACCAUCGUGUUCGCUUUGUCGAAAAGUUUAGGGAUAGCUCAAUGUUCAAUAUCGGAUUUUCGAAGUAUGUCCAGUGUGAUGGGUACUGUGAGAAGCUUGAGGAGUUAGUAGGGUUGGUACCUAUCGACCCACCGACUACAGGAUUCGAAUACAAGUUCGCCAUGGAUUUGGAUGGGAACGGAUAUUCGGGAAGGUACUAUCGAUUGCUACUCAGCAACUGCCUAGUCUUCAAACAGACUAUGUUUGAACAGUGGCACGAUGAUAGACUGGUACCUUGGGUGCAUUAUGUCCCUGUUAGCUUGGGCAUGGAAGAGUUGGAGAGUGCGCUCGACUACUUUGCCCACGAUGCGAAGGGGUUAGGGUAUGGUGAGCAAAUUGCGAUGGGAGGGAAGGAGUGGGCGAAGAAGUCCUUGAGGCCGAUCGAUAUGACAAUAUAUACCUACCGGCUAUUGUUGGAGUAUGCGGCGCUAUUUGAAGGUGGUGCGGAGAGAAGAAUGGACUAG
Orbilia oligospora ATCC 24927 is the source of this 1533-nucleotide messenger RNA. RefSeq lists its product as uncharacterized. Lineage: Eukaryota; Fungi; Ascomycota; Orbiliomycetes; Orbiliales; Orbiliaceae. The record is from RefSeq and is a predicted model, not a curated record. Bases 1 to 1533 code for a protein of 510 amino acids. The transcript has a single exon.